AGAGAGAGAAAGAAAGAGAGAGAGAGAGAAAGCAGAUUGAGUAAACACCAGGACUGGAGUGGAGUGUCUGCACCUUGGUUUCCCUUCAGUUGCUCCCCUGGGUUCUGUUUGUCUUCUAUUCUUGACUUGGCACCUGUGUAACAGGGAUAAUCAGUUACUACACUUUGUUUACUAUGAAAUUAUGACCAUUUCCUAGACUUCCACAUCAGUUCCAGUGCAGGAGGUGAAUAAUUACUUGAAGACUCCCCUGCUUGCAAAUCCAGACUGAUGUUUUGGGUUAAUUUCUUUCUUUGGGGUUUGAAAAAAAAAUUUUUUUUAAGUAUAAAUAUUUUUCCAGUGCAGUUUAAAUGAGAUUUAAGACUUUUAAGACUAUCUUUAUUUAGAACUAAGCUGUUCAGAUUUUUCUAAUGUUCUUUCUUGAUUUUCAGUCUAAAUUUGUAAAACUCUAAAUGAAAUAUCUUACUUUGUGAUAAAUGUAGCCCUGAAAAGUGAAGUGAAAAUACAUAUCUAUAUUUGGCAUCCAACUGUAUAACCAGCAAGUAUUGACUGAAACGUUUUUUUCCUGCCUUAUAGUUUGUGAUUUAAAAAAUAGCUUGGAAGUUCUAAGAAGUCCAUGACUUAUGAAGGAUUCUGUAUAAGACCCUCCACUGUGUACCUUAAGAUCCUAAUGAUUUUAAGUUAGAAAUAACCUUAAAGCUAGUAGUAAAAACUAUCUCCCCCAACCAUUCCAUAAAUGAGGCAAUAAGCUUUUAGAUAAAAACUGAUUUUUAAAUAAGCUUUAAGAUAGGAUUCCAUUUAUAGAAAUGAAUACAUACACAUUUUUCAGAAACAUGAUUGUUAUGCAAUAGGCUGUGCUUAUCACUGAUCAGAGGCCAUAAAGGCAGGGAAGUGGGCUUUGGGAGCCUUACCAGAUGGGAUUCAGUUUAGUCCUACACUGACUCUCAAGUAGUAUCAUUUGAUCAAAUAUUUAAAAUGGAGAUGGUAACUUCUAUCAUGGAAUGAAGAUUAAAUGCCACAAAUAACAUUUUUUUUGCAUAUAGCAGAAACUAAAAAUAUGGUUUCUUUCUACUUAUGUUCUCAUUAAAAAUCCACUUACUGAAGAUAUCAAUGUGACCUUUACAACAAUAGUAUUUAGGAAACUCUUUGGGGGAAAUUAUGUGAAAUAAAAAAAAAAAAAUUACUACUAGCUUAGAAUUUUUGCUACAUUAAAAUUCACUUUAUGUUAAAACCAGAGGCUUCAUUGUUGAGGUGGAACCAAUUCUUAAUUAUCUAGUUUUCUUGGUUACCCACUUUGAAAAUAGUUUCAAAAUAGUGAAAGGUAACAUUUCUGUUAUUCACAUCCAGUGAAAGGCAGAUAAACACAAGUUCCUUGGAAUGAUGUUUUUGGUGCAUGAGCUCCUUCUAGUUUCUGAACUAAAGAAAUAAGUACCAUUAAUUCAGUAAAUUACUCAUUUCCUUUGGCUAAAACUUUUCUGGGUAGAAAAAUAAUCAAGUGGCAGGCUCCUUGCCUUUUCCCUUAUAGAUUUUCUUGAGUUUGAGAAUGCUCUACAGUACUGUUGCCACUUUUUCAGGGUCAGUGCCUACAUUGGUGAAAUCAAUCAACUUACCUCAUUUACCACCCCCCCAACCCCUCUCCCCUCAUUUGAACACAACAGAAUACUCAACAACCAAAGAAACCUUCACAGGUGGAAAAGAGCUUUGGGGAAUUUUCUUGAUCUGGACAAAUUAACCCAAUUAACUGGGGAGUCAGGAGAUAAAGAUAGAUUCUCUUACACAUUAAUUCCCCAGUUAAGAGGGGAAAGACACAGAGGAGAUGCUAGAAAACUUAAGUGAGGUAGCAACUAAAAAGAAGUGAAACAAGUUGUUUUUCUGUCUUAAAAAAUUUUUGCCAAGAGCCUUCCAAUCAUUUACCUCAGCAAUCUUAUAAAGAAUUUUUAUUGUUGCUAUAUAUGGCUCAAAUGAGUAGACACCAAAAAUUAAUUGCAUAAUAAUAACAUCACAUAUCUGUAAAGGGCUUUGCAGCAUGCAAAACACGUUCACCUACCUCAUCUCAUUUGAUCCAUGUAACAACUGUAUCAGGGAGGAAGGAUGAUCUUAUUGGCCUCAUUUAAAGAUUCCUAUUUAUGCAAGGUCAGGAGGCAGAGUUCUUAGCAAGGCCAGCAGAAAGAUACCCCCUUCUCCCUUGCUUUAUAAACCCCAGCCUCAGCAUUCUGUUUUUCUAUAGAAUACUGUGAAUCUGGUAACUGCAAUAGGACUAGGAUGGUAAAAGGAACGUGUAUCUGGAGUAGAACAGAAAAAUUAUUAUGCCUGUGCUCCCUUGGGACUCUUUGGAAAUUGUACUGUGACAUCUUCUGGGACUUAGUCUGGAGUGUGCAGAUUGGUGCCUAAAAUGGAAGUAGAUAUAAAUGGGGAGUCCAGAAAUACCCUGACCACCCUACCCUUACCUGUGGCUGAGGCGAGCUCCCCAGGAAAAGCAGAGGCGGAGAAGCCUCGCUGCUCCAGCACACCCUGCUCACCCAUGCGGCGAACUGUGUCAGGCUACCAGAUCCUCCACAUGGACUCUAACUAUUUGGUUGGCUUCACAACUGGCGAGGAACUCCUGAAGUUGGCCCAGAAGUGCAGUGGAGGUGAAGAGAGCAAGGGAGAAACCUUGCCUUCCUUUCGCUCCAAACAGCUGGAUGCAGGACUUGCACGUUCCUCUCGUUUGUAUAAAACCAGAAGUAGGUACUACCAGCCAUAUGAGAUUCCAGCUGUCAAUGGCAGGAGGCGAAGGCGGAUGCCCAGCUCAGGAGACAAGUGCACUAAAUCCUUACCUUAUGAACCUUAUAAGGCCCUCCAUGGGCCCCUGCCUCUUUGUCUUCUUAAAGGUAAGAGGGCUCACUCCAAAUCUCUGGACUACCUCAAUCUAGAUAAAAUGAACAUCAAGGAGCCAGCUGACACGGAAGUGCUACAGUACCAGCUUCAACACCUAACCCUCCGAGGGGACCGAGUGUUUGCUAGGAAUAAUACAUGAAUGACUCUCACAGUUUAAGUCACUUUAGGUCAGCCUGCCCUUGGCUAGAGAAAAUCCACUGUUGUACUCUGUACAUGACUCUUCACAUUAUAGAUGGUUAUAUCAGCUAAGUGUUCCUGGAAUAUAAAAAUUGUUUGGAUCAAAUUUUGAAUACAGGAAUGAAAUCACAGGUACUUGGGGGGAGGGUAUCAUGCUAGAGCACGCAACUGCAAAGAAAACAGAAUGUUGACUGUUAGUUUGUAUAGCUCUUUAGCUAGGAAAAAAAAAAAAAGGCUUUGGGACAGUAAUUUUAUCUUUAUGAUUCUGACACUCAAAUUGGGAAUGUUAUCUGCUUGGUUGUU
Molecule: messenger RNA, 3354 nt
Organism: Sciurus carolinensis (gray squirrel)
Lineage: Eukaryota; Metazoa; Chordata; Mammalia; Rodentia; Sciuridae
Gene: Macir
Product: macrophage immunometabolism regulator
Exons: 3
Coding region: 2390-3013 (207 amino acids)
Biological process (GO): negative regulation of cytokine production involved in inflammatory response; negative regulation of fibroblast migration
Source: RefSeq, a predicted model, not a curated record